Platichthys flesus (European flounder) is the source of this 2068-nucleotide messenger RNA. RefSeq names its product riboflavin transporter 2 (gene slc52a3-2a). Gene Ontology annotation, biological process: riboflavin transport. The record is from RefSeq and is a predicted model, not a curated record. Gene Ontology annotation, molecular function: riboflavin transmembrane transporter activity. The transcript has 4 exons. The coding region runs from base 210 to 1547 and encodes 445 amino acids. Gene Ontology annotation, cellular component: plasma membrane. NCBI's taxonomy places the organism in Eukaryota, Metazoa, Chordata, Actinopteri, Pleuronectiformes, Pleuronectidae.
UGAGGUCCUGACAGGGACGGAGCUCGAGGUUCAGACUCUGAUUAGUUAACCAAACAUUUGUCAUGGUUGGCUACAUGGUCCCACACCCACUCGUCCACAGGAGGGUUUGAUCCCCCGGCACACACACACACACACACUUCCCUGCACAGGACCGUGGCUCCUCUCUCUCUGCAGAGAUCUCUCCACCACACGAAGGAACCCUCUGAACCAUGUCUCUGCUCACGCACCUGCUGGCGUGUCUCUUCGGGAUGGGCUCCUGGGUGUCCAUCAACGGCCUGUGGGUGGAGCUGCCCCUGAUCGUGCCCCAGAUCCCCGAGGGCUGGUACCUGCCCUCCUACCUCUCCAUCCUCAUCCAGAUGGCCAACGUGGGGCCGCUCUUCGUCACCCUGAUGCAUCGCUUCCGGCCCGGCGCCCUGAACGAGACGGCCGUCAUCUACGUGAUCAUCGGUCUGGGCACCGCGGCCAGUUUCCUGCUGGGCUUCUUCUGGAAGGAGACGGUGGUCGUGGCAGGCGUCAGUCGCAGCGUCGCCCUCCUCGUCUUGACUUUCUUCCUCGCCACCGUGGACUGCACGUCCUCCGUCACCUUCCUGCCCUUCAUGAUGCGCCUCAAGCCUCAGUAUCUGACCACCUACUACAUCGGGGAGGGGGUGAGCGGCCUGCUGCCUGCUCUGGUGGCUCUGAUCCAGGGCGUUGGCGUGGUCCGCUGCCUGAACAGCACACAGUCUCUGACCCACAGCCUGAACGGCUCUGUGACCUUUGACCUCCAGGCCCAGUAUCAACCAGCAAACUUCUCCCCCGAGGAGUUUUUCUUCUUCCUGAGCGCCAUGAUGCUGGUGUGCCUGGUGGCCUUCCUGCUGCUGAACUACCACCCCUCCGUGGCCCGAGCGCAUCCCACCGGCCGCUACACAAACGGCGUGAAGGAGGAAUCGAACAAGAACAGGAAGUGGGCCGAGCAGAAGACGAUGAUGGAUCCGUACGAACCCGAGAACCAGAAUCGCCGAAGCAGUUUUGGCACCGGGGCUUACAGCUGGAUGCAGGUGCUCUACAUCUUUGUGAUUCUGGCCUGGACCAACGCUCUGACCAACGUGGUGCUUCCCUCGGUGCAGUCGUACUCCUGCCUGCCGUACGGGAACAAGGUCUACCACCUGUCAGCCACCAUGGCCGCCGUGUCCAACCCGCUGGCCUGCUUCAUCGCCCUCUUCCUCCCCAUAAGAUCCCUGCUGAUAAUGGCAGCUCUCACCGUGGUCGGCAGCGGAGCUGGAGCUUACAUAAUGGGCACGGCGGUGCUGAGUCCAUGUCCUCUGCUGGUUAAUGAAACCUCGGGCGGUGUCAUCAUAGUGCUGGCCUGGAUCCUCUUCAUCCUCACUCUGUCCUACGUGAAGGUGAUCAUCGGCGUGAUCCUGCGUGACGAGGGCCACAGCGCCCUGGUGUGGUGCGGGGCGGUGGUGCAGCUGGGCUCCCUGCUGGGGGCCGUGACCAUGUUUCCACUGGUCAGCGUGUACAGCUUCUUCUCAUCAGGGGACCCGUGUAACACAAAGUGUCCCUGAACCACGAGCACACACUGGUUUCCCUCCUGACCUCCAGGGGGAGCCACGUGAGAAUCAUGUGAAGACUUUUUCCUCCUUGUGACGUACGUUUGAAUUUCAUUUAUUAGAAAAACACGAGAAAGUACGAUGUAAUGUGAAUAUAUACUUUGUUAUAAAUGUGUCUGUAGAUCUUUAUUUACAUUUGUUGAAUCCUGAACAUCUGCCAGCAGUGAAAGUCCAUUUAACAGACAAAUCAUCAACAUGAGUAUAGAAUCCAAAUAGUGAUUAAAGUUAUUCACAAAAUAUUGAAGCUUAUUUACCAUUUCAAAGUUACUUUACCUCAUUGUCUUAAAACUGUGUGAAGCUUUUCAUUCUCAUUUGUCUGUAGAUUAAAACUUGUUUAUUUGAAUUUACCGGUUUGCUUGUAACUGAAUGAAUAACUUUUGUAUUGAGAUGUGUUUUAAUCCUGUUGUUUACUGAUGAUAUAUCACAUCACAUCAUAAAGGUAUAAACCCUUAUUAAUGAAGAAACAUGCAACACGU